Messenger RNA from Postia placenta MAD-698-R-SB12, 1806 nucleotides. RefSeq lists its product as hypothetical. Gene Ontology annotation, biological process: regulation of DNA-templated transcription. Gene Ontology annotation, cellular component: nucleus. Lineage: Eukaryota; Fungi; Basidiomycota; Agaricomycetes; Polyporales; Adustoporiaceae. The transcript is spliced from 8 exons. The record is from RefSeq and is a predicted model, not a curated record. Bases 1 to 1806 code for a protein of 601 amino acids.
AUGUCAAAUCGCAAGUCUCGUAAACGUCGCCGGACGGAGGCCUUCCAGGACGAGGGCCAGGACGAGGCCGUCCAGUCAAUAUCUCUCGAAACUGGACCAGCUGAUGCUAGCGCUGAGCAACAAGAACCUCUUUCCGUAGAGAUAGACAAUCAGCAGGACAAGACAGACGUGGCAGAGCAAGAGUGUGUUGAUGCGGUCGAGGUCAUAUCAGACCCAGAGAGGAUACAGAAAGAACAGGAGAUAUGGGAUGUCAUUCGGGAGGAGCAGUAUGCUGUUCUCGAGCAAUUGCCGUUGUCGCUGCACCGUUCUUUCACGCUGAUGCAAGAGUUGGAUCAGCAAGUGCAUAGGCACGAAGAACAAUUACAGGCUGGUCUACGGCAAUACUCAAUCAUGCGAAAAGAGCUCGCACGCAUUGUGAAUUCCGUUCCCGACACCCAGGCUGUCGAAUCGAACGAUGAAGAGAAGACAAACGUCGCGCAGCCUGGCCCUGAAGAUAGCUCUCUCGCGAGGGAGGACCAUACGUUGCUGCCUGACGCGCAGCCAGGAGAGAAUGGGCACGCAGAACAAGCACCCGAGAACGCUAGUCCUGGGCGAGCUGCAUCUUCCGUCCACUCCGAACCUGAGCCUGCCCAGAGCCGGGGAUCAUCGAGACGCCUGCUUGUGCAGGUUGGACAACUCGCCGACGAAGUCGAGCGCGCCGCGAAUGAGAAGGUCAAUGUCGCUCGGUAUGCGCAUGACUUGAUCGACCGAUACAUUCGCGAUCUCGAUCGCGCCAUUAAGGAGCAGGAGACCUCUAUCUCUCUGGGCCUACGUCCUGGGGCGUACCCGGCGUCCAUCAUGCUGCCGGAGGUUGUCGCACCCUCAGGCCUCCGUGCUCGCGUCGUGCCAGAGCCUUUGGCUGAAGAACCCGUUGUGGAGGCGCCAGCAGCGCCUGAGGAGGCGGCGGCGGCGGCGGCGGACACGGGCGAGACGACGCUGGGAAUAGUCUCUGAGGAAGCAGCCGCGCCGACACAUGGUUCCCCUGUGCGUCCUCAGCGCAGGAGGCGCCGUCCACCGCGCAUCACGAUGAAGAAGAAGGUGCCGAAACUACUGGAUCUCAUCGAAUUCGUUCCCGUGGACAUGGAAGUGCCGAGUGGAGGAUCAGGUCUCAAGCUGACGGUGCCGCCGCUCGCGGCAGUGAUUGCGGCGAAUGACCCCCCAAUCGACCCGAACGAAGAGCGAUGGUGUUUCUGCAACCAGGUAUCCUUCGGGGUGAUGGUCGCCUGCGACAACGAGAACUGUACCCUCCAAUGGUUUCAUCUUGGAUGUGUCGGCCUGACAGAAGCGCCAGCGGACGAUGAGAAGUGGUACUGUCGAGAUUGUGCCCCGCUUAUGGUUGCUUCCUCGCCGAAAUUGCGCAUGCACCGUGUACUGAUCUCUGUUCCGUUUAACCUAAGUACAUACUCAUCAUAUGAUCUCCUGGAAGGCAGGCAUGCAAGUGGUGCCGCGUCUCAAGAUGCUGAGGAGUCUACGUUCGAAAUGCUCUAUAUCGCAGAAGAUAGGCCCACGCAAACGAGUCGCAUCUUAUGCGUGUUUGAGUAUUUGCCUUGUUCAAUGAUCCUUCGCUUGUCGUAUCAAACUGGCCGAGUUAGCCCGCCUUGGUUUGAUGAUGCACUUAAAUGGCUUGGGAUGCCUGCGAAUACACUGUUUAAGACAUUGUCAACCUUGUGGGGAGGUACUUGCCUGAUGCUAUGCUCAGGAAACUCGAGGUCUAGCGGUAUCUCCUUCCCUGAUCCAUCCACGGCAGGCGUUAUCUUGAACGCGUAG